AUGGUUCAUCCCUUUGAUGCCGAUCCCGAAGCUACGGUGCACUACGGCGGGAUGACGCCAAACCCCGUGUUGGAGCAUCGGGUCAUCCUGUUGCAGGAGGAGAACCAUCACCUCGCCACCACCAACCAAGCACUACGCGAACAGCUGCAAGCCCGAACGGCUGCAUUGCAAAAUAAGGAGAGCGAGCUGAACGACGCACGUAAUAUGCUAGACCGCAGGACAAGCAUGCUGCAGGAUCUCAAAGCCCAAGUCGAGCAAGUCUUGCGCGAUCGUCUUCAAGCUGAACAACAGCGCAAGGCUGCAGAGAAGGACGAACUGGCACGUCAGGAAGCCUUUCAACGCCUUCAGACGCAACUCGCACAAAGAGAGCAUGAACUGACUGAACGAUCGAACGAAUGCAAGCACUUGCAAACAGAGCUGCAGACCAUCUCCAACAAGACCAGAACCCAGACAGAUGCGCGUGUUGUCGAGCUGGAGAAGCAGCUUGCCGAGGUUCAAAGCCAACUUCAACGUGCAAACCGACAGCCCGAAAACCCGGGGCAACAAGUCUACAAGCUGGAGCACGCGCUGGCUACUGAACAAGAAAACCGCGUAGCAUUGCAAGCUCAGGUGGACAAGCUGGCCGAGACUAAUCGCAAGCUUCGCGAUGCGCUUGGCAAAGCUGAACAACAACCCCUUGAUGAGAUUGUGGCGGCUCAGCGCGCUUACCAAGAUCUGUUGCAGCGCAUGACUACUGUCCAGCAGCAGCGCGAUGAGCUUCGCCUGCAAGUUGAGCAAGCAACGAAGCGCGACGCUGAACAUCACAAUGAGCUCCAUCAACGCACUCGUAGCUUGCGCGCUGAGAUUGAGGUCUUGCGCGAGCAGCAGGCUAGCCUGACUCGCGAGCUCGAAGCGGCUCGUGAAGAAGCCGAGGACACGGCCGCGGCGGCAACCGCAACAGAGCAGCGCUUGCGUGAACAACUGAGUACGGCCGACGCUGAUCGUGACCGUGCUGUCAGCCACGGUGAGCGCCAACAGCGCAAGCUGCAGCACCGCAUUCAGGAGCUGGAGCAUCAAUUACAGCUGAGCGAAACUGGCAAGAUGAAGCUUGUACAAGGCCAGGAAGCGGCAUUGCAGCAGCAUGUCAACGAGAUUCAGCGACAGCUAGAUGCUGCGCGCAACCGGGAGGCACAGGUGGCCGCGCAGCUACGUCAAGCUCAACACGAGCUCCAGCUGACACGCUUGCAGGUUGAUGAUGUCCGCCACGAGCUCAGCACGGCCAACGAACAGAUUGAUAAAGCACAGCUGGUGAUAGAUGAGGAUGUCCGGGAAAUGCGAAAGCUACAACAGCAGCUCAUGGAGCGAGAAACCCAGCAUCAGCGCACUAAAGACAUGCUGAGCCAGCACAUGGAUCGCGUUCAUGAGCUUGAAAUGCGGUUGGCCGACGAAAUUGGGCCGGCCACUCGAGCCUAA
This is a messenger RNA of Monosiga brevicollis MX1, 1452 nucleotides long. RefSeq lists its product as uncharacterized. The transcript has 10 exons. NCBI's taxonomy places the organism in Eukaryota, Choanoflagellata, Craspedida, Salpingoecidae. Bases 1 to 1452 code for a protein of 483 amino acids. The record is from RefSeq and is a predicted model, not a curated record.